This is a messenger RNA of Sorex araneus (European shrew), 2184 nucleotides long. RefSeq lists its product as uncharacterized. Bases 163 to 1413 code for a protein of 416 amino acids. The transcript is spliced from 6 exons. The record is from RefSeq and is a predicted model, not a curated record. NCBI's taxonomy places the organism in Eukaryota, Metazoa, Chordata, Mammalia, Eulipotyphla, Soricidae.
AGGGGAGGAGAGAGAUCAAGAUACUCGCUCAGGAGAGAAAACUGGCUUCUCCAAAAGGAAAAGAACAGAGCCCAUGUCCAAGGGGGUUGUGCAGCUCUUCCCGCAAGAGUAUCGGGCGGCAUGUGCGUCUAAUAUGAAAAUUAUUAACGAGGGAGCAGAAAAAUGACUCUAAGAGCUGGGACUCGUGCUUCAAGUGUGGGAGCCCUGGGCCUGACCCGCAGCACCACUGCGAACCCCCUCCUCGUCAACUACAACCGGGGCUCAGCAGGGACCCCAGAGACGGGAGAACGCUCACGCGGGGCACCGGCCGGCUGGAGCGCCAGGGGCCUCCGGGUGUCUCGCGGUGGGCGUCAGCGCCAGCCCCGGAGCGAGGUGGGAGCCGAGGCGGGCGCCCCUGGGUGCUCGCACUCAGAACUGCCCCGCUGGGUGGGAGCCCCGCAGCACGGGACUGGGCGCACGGCCGCCUGCUGUCCUUUGGGCCGGGACGCGAGGGGUCCCAGGGACCCAGCAGAGGCGCACCUGCUCGCCCGGAAGUCAGGCCUUCCCGGAAGCGUCGCUCCGCCCAACCCGGAACCCGGUGGUCCAUGGAGCCCGGAAGCCAGGCCCAUCCGGAAGCGCCGCUCCGCCCAACCCGAAACCCGGUGGUCCAUCGAGCCCGGAAGCCAGGCCCACCCGGAAGCGCCGCUCCGCCCAACCCGGAAGCCGGUGUCCCGCGAGCCCGGAAGCCAGCCCCACCCGGAAGCCGGCGCUGGCCAAGUCCCGGGAGUCGGCGCGCUGGUGAGCCCCGCGCGUGCGGCCGCUUCCGGGAUGUACAUGCAGGUGGAGUCGCGCUCCGGCUCCUGCCUGCACCUGACGCGCGCACCUGGCGCCCGCUCCUGGUCCCUGCUGGUCGGAAUCCUGUCCAUCGGGCUGGCGGCUGCCUACUACAGCGGUGGUGAGCAUCCGGCCCAGCCCUCGGGACCCCCACUCCCACCGGACAGUCUGGGCUGGAAGCUCUUCUACGUCAUGGGCUGCCUUUUCGUGGCGGUGCAAAACUUGGAGGACUGGGAGGAAGCCAUCUUCAACAAGAACACAGGGAAGGUUGUCCUGAAGACGUUCAGCCUCUACAGGAAGCUGCUCACCUUUUCCCGGGCAGGCCAUGACCAGGUGGUGGUCCUGCUCCAUGACAUCCGUGAUGUGAACGUGGAGGAGGAGAAGGUGCGCUACUUCGGGAAGGGCUACGUGGUGGUGCUGCGAUUUGCCACGGGCUUCUCCCACCCCUUGACGCAGAGCGCAGUCAUGGGCCAUCGCAGUGAUGUGGAAGCCAUCGCCAGGCUCAUUGUCAGCUUCCUGGAGCUGCACCGCCUGGAGAGCCCCAUGGAGCUGUCCCAGAGCAGUGACAGUGAAGCGGAAGGUCCUGGAGACCAGCGCUGACACCAUGAGCCCUGGCCCAGCUGUCCUGAGGGCCACCUGGGACUCCUCUUGAGGACCUGCCCCAAGCAAGCCUAGACUGGACUGACCUGCCGCCUCUGGGCUGUGUGAGGAGUGAGCGGGGACAGGCCCCUCUCGGGUGCAGGGGCCCAAACCUCUGAAAGGACACAGGACCAGCUCUCCCUAGUGGCAUCUGCUCUGAUGGACAAAGGCCACAGGCCCUGGACGUCUGGGGAGAAAAAGGCGACUGCCUUGGGCUUUGUGUACUGCACCUGCUUCCCAGGUCUCGGCCCACAGACCACCGCAGCCGGGCACUGGGGAUAGGGCCGCUCUCCAGCCUCACCUAUUGACACAUCUCUCUGGCCUGUGCCCACGAAGACCUGGUGUUUGAGACGGUCACCCUGGUGAGUCAUGGCAUGGGACACUGGCUGUGUUGUCACAGCUGCCCCAGUGAGGGGGGCUGUGGAGCUCUGGAAGGAGAAACGCCCUCUCUGCGGCAGGGGCUGCCUGGACUCUGAUGCCACAUAGGCUGCAAGAGCUCAAGUGGCAGAGCUCGUGGCUACCAUGUGGCCCCCAAGAUUCUGCCAGGUCUGCCUGGGGACGCCCAGGUGUCCAGGAUCCAGCACUGAACCAGAAGCCCAGCACUGCAGAAGUGACCCUGGCCCCGAUCCCCCUUACGGAUUUUCCCUAUAAAACCAUAAAAAAGGACUCCAACAUUAGGUUUUGAAUGGUUAGGUACGAUGCUUUUUCCCUAAAAUAAAGUACAAAAUGCAA